AUGUCAGCAUGCAUGCGACCGAGCCCGCCGGGCAACGUCCUGCAUAGCCUGUCGUCCCUGUCCCGCGUUUCUGUCCAGGCCUCGAGCAGACGAAGAUACGCCCUUCACUCCGCCGGCGCGCCGCGAUUUCAAGUCUUUAACCGACGGACGAAAUGGCUCCAAAAGGAACGGGCUGCCUCGAGGCCCCGAGAAAGCCGCCAGGCAGACUACCUCAAGGACGAGGUUGCCGUCCGCGUCUCCGAGCGACUCCUUGACAUCAACCGGCAUUUUCCCAGGGUCCUAGACCUAGGCGCCAACUCGUGCAACCUAGCCCGAGCCCUCGUCCGCGAGAACCCCGACCCGGACCCGUCGAUGCCCUCAUCGCCGCCUCUGUCGGCGCGCAUAUCCGAACUAGUCGCCGCCGACUCCUCCGAAACGCUCCUGUACCGCGACUCGGAGCACGAGUUCAACGGGAAGCUCAAGAUAACGCGCCAGGUGCUCCGGGACGAGGAGAGCAUCCCCUUUGGCCCGGGCUCGUUCGACCUGGUCCUGAGCUCGCUGAGCUUGCACUGGAUCAACGACCUCCCCGGCGUCUUGUCCCAGAUCAACCACGUCCUCAAGCCAGACGCCCCCUUCAUCGGCGCCAUGCUCGGCGGAGACACGCUGUUUGAGCUCCGGACGUCGCUGCAGCUCGCCGAUCUAGAACGAAGGGGCGGGCUCUCUCCCCGCGUGUCGCCGCUCGCAGACGUGCGCGACGUGGGCGGCUUGCUGCAAAAGGCCGGCUUCAAAAUGCUGACCGUCGACGUGGAUGACAUCGUCGUCGACUACCCCGACACCUUUGCGCUGAUGCGAGAUCUCCAGGCCAUGGGGGAGAACAACGCCAUAUUGGGCAGGGAGAUGGGCCCCAUCCGGAGAGACGUCCUCCUCGCCAACGAAGCUAUCUACAGGGAGCUGCACGGGAACCCUGACGGCUCCAUCCCGGCGACUUUCAGGGUCAUAUACAUGAUCGGUUGGAAGGAGGGCGAGCAUCAGCCGCAGCCGUUGGCUCGCGGCAGUGGCCAGGUGAACCUGAAGGAUGUCCUGGAGAAGAGGUAG
Messenger RNA from Metarhizium album ARSEF 1941, 1074 nucleotides. Its product is annotated as Methyltransferase type 11. Gene Ontology annotation, biological process: mitochondrial respiratory chain complex I assembly. The coding region runs from base 1 to 1074 and encodes 357 amino acids. Gene Ontology annotation, cellular component: mitochondrion. Gene Ontology annotation, molecular function: S-adenosylmethionine-dependent methyltransferase activity. The record is from RefSeq and is a predicted model, not a curated record. Lineage: Eukaryota; Fungi; Ascomycota; Sordariomycetes; Hypocreales; Clavicipitaceae. The transcript is spliced from 2 exons.